Molecule: messenger RNA, 3059 nt
Organism: Cryptococcus deneoformans JEC21
Lineage: Eukaryota; Fungi; Basidiomycota; Tremellomycetes; Tremellales; Cryptococcaceae
Exons: 7
Coding region: 151-2757 (868 amino acids)
Biological process (GO): mRNA destabilization
Cellular component (GO): cytoplasm
Molecular function (GO): N6-methyladenosine-containing RNA reader activity; mRNA binding
Source: RefSeq, a predicted model, not a curated record
CAACGUUUCUCCUGCGAGCAGUAUCCAGCCCAGUACGUGUACGACAGACCGAGUGCGCACCGCCUCGCCUCCACAUUCCCGCUUCCCACCGUUCCCUCGUAGCAACAAUAUUUCUCACCUUGCUCAUCCCCACCGCCGAGCGCAUCUCCCAUGUCCCCCGCCCCUGUAGCACCCAUCCGCCAGCCGCGCGGCCCGUCCACAAACUCCUUCUCACAGGCCGCCUCCCCCCCGUCAUCCACGUCGGCCGGCAACUCGGGCACUGCAGCAGCCACAGGUCCGCCCGCCCCCGACACAGACUCGUUGCGGCGGGCGAACACCGUCUCCAACCCUCGCCACCAGCCGUCCGCAUCCAUCUCUGCCAGCUCCGCCGCCUCGUCCGCUUUCCAUGGCGUCCCGCCAUCCGCCGCCAGCACAUCGGCCAGCUCCAGCAGGGGCGUCAGAGGCGUCAGCCGUUUCAGGAGUGGAUCGCUGUCCAACGCAUUGCCAGACCCGGGCCUAGUAAGAAGGGCCAGUGGGAGAGAGGUAGCGAAGGAAGUAGUGCUGGAGAAUGAAGGCGAGGGCGAAGGCAUCGAGGCGGCGAGCUGGGGCAAGGGUCUGGGCAGGCAGAGCAGCCUGCCCUCCAGGCGAGGUCUCAGCCUUGCUCAGGCUGCCAACCAGGGCGCUCCUGAACCAGUACCGCCGCCCCGCCCGCCACGCCGCAUCGCUAUAAACACCACCACUGUAUCCGGCCCCACACCGCCCGUUUCUGCCCAUUCGGCAUCGCACUCUCUGUCCUCUCUCUCCAUGCUCCACCGUCCGACCUACUCUUCCCAACUGUCCCAGGACGAACCUAUCCCUUCAGCAACAAGCGGUGGCGUAUCGCGCACGCAGAGCCUGAGGGCACAGGCCAAACAUAGUGAUGUCGGCGGACUGGGAAGAAGCAUUAGUCUCAAGGCUGUAGGCGAGCAUACGUACCGCCAGUCAACGAGCCAGCAGGCGAGUAGCGGCCAGUCUUCAGGUGUCAUUUCCUCUCCAUCUUCUGUUGCAUUCUCUCCUCCCGCCCCUCCGCCCGUUUCUUCCACAGCAGCGCUCCCCCCGUUCCAGCUUCCACUUCCUGACUCCUCCUAUGUUUCGACAACGACGGGCGGCGCGGACGUCAAGCGCCACCAAAGUCUUACUCAGGGGUACGGCUCAUCGUCCCGCGUCCGUGAUCGAUUGGAGCGCAGUCCCGCCAUCACGCUUGAGCCCCGUGAACCUCGCGAUACGUCGGGCGUGAGGGUGAGGAUCGAUACCAGGUUUGAAGACGAACCGCCUACGAGCCCCAUUGGUCCCAGCGUGUGGUCCAACACCCUCUCCAGGACGGAUGACGGUUGGGGCUCUGCGCCUCUGAACCAAAGCGCCAGGAAUGCUUCGCAGCAGCUGCAAGACGCCUUUGAAGCAAUGACUCUUGGACGGAAUAUGAUGGCUCCCGACGGUAACGCAAUGCUUGCGAAUGAUUUCGAUCCCAGAGAAAGGCUCAGCCUGGAGACAGACAUCAUGCGUCACCCACAACCAUCCUCCAAUAAUACUUUACCGUCCGGUGGGCAAGGUCUCCAGAGGAUCAACUCUGGCGCCGAAGAACCUAGCUGGGUGAACAAGCUCGUGGGAGGUGAUUCAACGCCCAUGGUCGGCAACGUGAUGCCUCGCUCCUCCAGUGCGCUCGGUUGGAGCGAACGUGCGCGCCAGAAUGAGACUCAAAGGUUCCCGUACGGGGCUUACAACAUGCCCUUUGGCAAUGGAUUUAAUAUGGGUCUAAAGCCUCAAAUGGGUCAAAUGGGCAUGCCUCAAAUGGGUCCGGUGGGUAUGAAUGGUAUGCCUAUGGGAAUGCCCAUGGGUAUGGGCCCCAUGAACAUGGGCUUCCCGAUGGGGAUGAACAUGGGUUUCGGGCAGAUGGGCGCAAACGGAUUUGGUCAGUUUGCCCCUGGCCAUCCCGGUCAAGCUCAAAACCAGCAUCCCGGUCAAGGAUACCCCCCACCAUCUAGUUCGGCUGCACCCACUGGCCACGGCAUGGGCGCGCAGGAUAGGGAAGUGAUCGAGUUGGCCAGAAAGAAGGGAUUAAACCCGGCCACAUUCAACUGCAAACCUCAAAAUGCCAGAUUCUUUGUUAUCAAAUCUUACACUGAGGAAGACGUUCAGAAAUCGCUCAAACACGAGAUUUGGUCUUCUACCGUCCUCGGCAAUAAACGUCUGGACGCUGCGUACAGAGAAACGGCAAACAAGGGUCCGAUAUACUUGUUCUUCAGCGUCAAUGGGUCCAGGCAUUUCUGCGGUGUGGCCGAAAUGACAACGCCUGUGGAUGAGACAAAGACGUCCAAAGUGUGGGCACAGGACAAGUGGAAAGGUAUCUUUGAAGUCAAAUGGAUCUUUGUCCGUGAUGUUCCCUCAGCCGCCCUUCGACAUAUCCGACUGACCAACACUCCCGAGUGCAAACCCAUCACCAACUCGCGCGACACGCAAGAAUUGCCCUAUGAAGCUGGUACAGAGGUCCUACAGAUCUUUUUGGACCACCAAACCAAGAGCAAGACUAGUCUGUUGCAGGAUUUUGCUUAUUACGAGCAACUUUCUGUAAAUCGCCAAAACCAAAACUCUCCUCAGAAUGGCAACAGCCAGAACCAGCAGCCAUCCUCGUAUCAGCAGUUCCAACAGAAGCCAGGGAACGCUAUCGCUCCUCCGAUGAGCAAUAGCCAUUCUGGUCCCACUAUUCCUCCUGUUCCCGCCAUCCCUGAUAAAUUCCGAUAAAUCCAAAGUAUACUUUAUCAGUCUUGGUUUUUUUUUUUACUACCGAUUGGAACGACCUUGCAAUGAACAAUAUGAACGUUCGGGAAACCAAAUCUGGGUAAUAAUAUUCUGUGCAAACUUUUACCGAACGACCGCAGUUAAUGGAUAAAGAAAAGGAACGUUAUAUGUGAAAGCGAAAAUCGUAUUAAUUCAAAGUAACAUGUGUGGAAUUGGAGAUGAAUAGUACAUGGGUCUCUUAUUAUAGAGCUGGAUAUUUAUGUGUGUAGCUGUCGGAUUAUGGUGAGAUGUAUAAAUUUAUCUUG